CCGCUGGAAACGUCUUCUUCAAUGUCUUCUUCCACAACUACUACCAUGCCAACAACAUCCAAGACAUUGUCUACGACAAACGUGACUACUUCACCAAUAGGUACAGCGUUCUUGGUCACUAUGUCCACUACUGCACAAACAUCCAACACAAUGGCAACACCAACAACAGCGACAGCAAACCAAUCGGAAACAUCCACGCCUCCAUCUGGUGAAGAGUCCCCUGAUAACAGGUUCCCGUUACUGUACGUAAUUGUCGUGGGUGUGGUGGUUGCUGGUGUCGUCACUGUUGCAGUUGUUGCUAUUGUGUGUGUGAGGAGACGGAAAGGGAAAAGGCCCCAAGACAAGAACGCUGAAGAAGCAGCUGUGCCAUCUUAUGAAGAGUGCAUAGCGGAACCCAUCGAUCAUACUCGGUACCAGAACAUACAAAGCCACAGAACACCUAGAGGAUGGUCAGAUCAAGGAUCCAUUUAUGUUAACACGACAACAACUACCAGUCUUGCGAACAUUUAUGAAAACGAAUGCACCUAUGUCAACAACGAAUACGUUAAUGAUCAGAAUGUGUCAACAGGAACAUCAUGCUAUGUCAACGUUGGUUCUAAUAAUCAAGACAGCGGUGAAGCGGGAGAAUCAAACAUGUAUGUUAAUACUAAUGAUUUUAGUCUGUACAAAAAUACCCCAAAUAUCCUCACUUAAGAUUGGUGCCUACUGUCGUUCAGGUGAAACAUAACUCGCAUGGAGCUAUUAACGUUGCAGUAUCGUCCGUGAAGACCAUCAUAUUCUAGUACUUUGCCCA
Haliotis rubra (blacklip abalone) is the source of this 793-nucleotide messenger RNA. RefSeq lists its product as uncharacterized. The record is from RefSeq and is a predicted model, not a curated record. The transcript has 3 exons. Lineage: Eukaryota; Metazoa; Mollusca; Gastropoda; Lepetellida; Haliotidae. The coding region runs from base 22 to 693 and encodes 223 amino acids.